This is a messenger RNA of Colletotrichum costaricense, 156 nucleotides long. RefSeq lists its product as uncharacterized. The coding region runs from base 1 to 156 and encodes 51 amino acids. NCBI's taxonomy places the organism in Eukaryota, Fungi, Ascomycota, Sordariomycetes, Glomerellales, Glomerellaceae. The record is from RefSeq and is a predicted model, not a curated record. The transcript is spliced from 2 exons.
AUGUUUUCUGAUAGAUCACAUACACCUACUCUGCCUGAUGCUGUCGCACAAUCGAGCGUUCCAUCGUUGUUGUCCGUUGCCGGCGGACCGGCAGAAUGUAGCCGGGGCCAGGCGACGGUAUGGUAUAAAAGCACCUGGCGCGCAAAGGAUGCCUAA